Rhinichthys klamathensis goyatoka is the source of this 2150-nucleotide messenger RNA. Its product is annotated as gap junction beta-3 protein-like. The coding region runs from base 103 to 1035 and encodes 310 amino acids. Gene Ontology annotation, biological process: cell communication. The transcript has a single exon. NCBI's taxonomy places the organism in Eukaryota, Metazoa, Chordata, Actinopteri, Cypriniformes, Leuciscidae. Gene Ontology annotation, cellular component: connexin complex. The record is from RefSeq and is a predicted model, not a curated record.
UUUUUUUUCCUCCAGUUUUUUUCUAUCAGACAGAUUCAGUGUCGAAGAGGAUCAGAGGAAGAAUUCAGAGAAGAGAAGAGUGAGUUGUCUUUGCUCUGAGCCAUGGACUGGAAGACUUUUCAAGGCCUUCUCAGUGGGGUCAAUAGAUAUUCCACCGCGUUCGGCCGGAUCUGGCUCUCUGUGGUUUUUGUGUUCAGAGUGAUGGUUUACGUUGUAGCGGCCGAGAAAGUUUGGGGCGAUGAGCAGAAGGACUUUGACUGCAACACCAAGCAGCCGGGCUGCUCGAAUGUCUGCUACGACUACUUCUUCCCCAUUUCCCACAUCCGACUGUGGGCUCUGCAGCUCAUCUUCGUCACUUGUCCGUCGUUGAUGGUCGUCAUGCACGUGAAGUACCGUGAUGAGCGCGAACGCAAGUAUUGUGUGAAGCAUGGAGCUAAAGCCAAGCUCUACGACAACACGGGGAAGAAGCACGGUGGGCUGUGGUGGACGUACCUGAUCAGCCUUUUUGUCAAGACCGCCAUCGAGAUCACCUUCUUGUACAUCCUCCAUCACAUCUACGACAGUUUCUACCUGCCACGGCUGGUGAAGUGUGAAGUCCAGCCGUGUCCCAACAUUGUGGACUGUUACAUUGGCCGACCCACAGAGAAAAGAGUCUUCACCUACUUCAUGGUCGGAGCUUCGGCACUCUGCAUAGUGCUCAGUGUCUGUGAGAUCAUCUAUCUGAUCUCCAAACGAGUCAUUCGCUGUGCCAACAAGUUUAAGAGACCCCACAGAAGUAGCACACCACUUGAUGGACGAUACCGAGACGAGGACACCAACUGCACCCUUCCUAUGCAUGAGUUGGACAGCAAACCCCAUUAUAAGACGGAGUCUAAACCAGACUUUAAGAAUGAGUAUAAACCUGGGUCUAAACCGCAGUUUAAAUCUGAAGUCAAGCCAACAUUUAAGCCAGCCUACAGGUUGAGCGUGGACAUGAGAGCUUCUGCUCCAAAUCUCUCAGUACCUAUGUACAAGUUACAGUCUGAUAUCCUCUAAAGAACAUGUUUCCCUCUGCGUCAAGUAUUUACAAAGUCACCCAGAGUUAUAAAACAGGCUUUGAAGGUCUGGAGAUUCCCAAAGUCUUUCAUUGUCCAUCAAGACCUUUUGAACUGCCAGUCUUGGGUGUUUGUCAUUUUGCAGAAGGUUCGUGAAAUUCUGUAUGCCAGAUACAUUUCCCUUGAAAAUAGCAGGGAUACAAUGUUUUGCCUUAUGGUGAAGUGGGGAUUAAUCAGUAUUGUGAUUUCACUGCUACCUGGGUUCAAACCUGGAAUAACAGCCUAGUUCCUUUAGGCUUCAAUAACAGCUCAAAUGACUGCAUUAUCACCAUGAUCCUAAGAACUAGUGCUGACGAAAUCAUUCCUUUUCUUCUGAUUCAUUCUUCUCAUUCAUUUCUUAGAAAGAACAAAGGCGAAAACUCACGAAAAAGCAAAAGAGUAAUCAAAUAACCAGGAAGGCAUUCAUGGAGAACACACCUUACAAAACCCACCUCCGCCUUCACACGCACAAAGAACGAUAGGAGGAAGAGUGUGAAACCUUGUAUGUGAGAUGUAAUGAAAAUGACUCAUGGGUCAUUGAUUGUUUACUAUCAUUUCUCAAUGUCCUGGAUUUGUAGUAAAGAUCAGAACCAAGUUUCAUAGUUGAAGCUGUUUUGACUAUCACAGUUUCAGAGAGAUCAUAGUUGAUGUUUAUGUGCGAAGACUCCUGAACUCUAUCUGAACUCAAAUUCUUAUGCUGGAAAAAUGAGUGGUAUAUAAAAUAAACCACAGUGUCUAAAGAUGGACAACAAUGGAAAGUUUUUCUUCUACUAUGUGUUGUAAAAGACUGUGGACUAACCUCUUCUGAUCUACACUUGGCAAGCAUUUGUAAGAAUCUGACUUUGUUCAGACUUGCUGUUAUGAUCGUGUUACAUAUUUUUGCUGAGAUGUUUCAUGCUGCAUACCCUGCCUUUGUAUAAAAAAAAAUUUCAAUCAAUGCACUGACAUAUUAUUUUAUGAAAUAUCUUCAGGUUAUUGUUUAAAUAGCUUUUGUGACAAUAUGAGAUGGUUUUGUAAAUUGAGGAAGUUUUGAAAAUGUAUUCAUUUUGAUACUCUGUAAAUAAAGUAUAAAAGAAC